Durotheca rogersii is the source of this 1986-nucleotide messenger RNA. Its product is annotated as amidohydrolase 3. Gene Ontology annotation, molecular function: hydrolase activity, acting on carbon-nitrogen (but not peptide) bonds. Bases 139 to 1767 code for a protein of 542 amino acids. The transcript has a single exon. The record is from RefSeq and is a predicted model, not a curated record. Lineage: Eukaryota; Fungi; Ascomycota; Sordariomycetes; Xylariales; Xylariaceae.
GGGGCCUGGGGGUGCAUCGUAGAACAAAAGAGCUGUCGAAGUUGCGAAUGUGAACGGCCAAAAAGACUAGGAGAAUUAACGCCGGGCUCAAGAGAAAAAAAUUAUUCAUCGAUUGCUAGGUUUAAGUAGGGUAGAAAGAUGGUUCCUACUGCCACCCUGUUCCACAAUGGCCGAUUUUUCCGGUCCGGGCUCAAGGGCGAAGACUACACCUUCGCCGAUGCCAUGCUCGUCGACGGCGCCGGCAAGAUCGCCUACGUCGGCAGCUCGAGCGACGAGCAGGUCAAGGCGGCCGAGGCGGCCGGGGCGGCCAAGCGCGACGUAAGCGGGCGUGUAGUAGUGCCGGGAUUUAUCGACGGACACAUGCACCUCCUCAUGCUGGGCCAGUCCCUGCAGAAGGCCGGCCUGGAGGGUUGUAAGAACCUUGAGGACAUCCGGCAGACCAUCAAAGAGUUCGCAGCGUCGCAUCCGGGGGUGGCCCGGAUCAUGUGCAAAGGGUGGAUGCACUUCAUGACCAACGGCGAGGCCUUGGCUAGCAUGAUCGACGAUUUGGACCCCAGACCCAUCUUCAUCGACUCUAAGGAUUUGCACUCUACUUGGUGCAAUACAGCCGCCUUAGAAGAACUGGGCAUCCAAGACACGCCCGACCCGGAAGGCGGCAAGAUCUAUCGCGACGAGAAUGGCAAGCCGACUGGGCUCCUCACCGAGGCCGCCGCCGUCACCAUUGUCUGGCCGCAUAUUGCCAAAGUGAUGCCGCUGGAGGAGAAGCUAGCGGCACUCGACGGCGCUAUCAAGGCAUAUCACAAGGUCGGCUACACGGGACUCGUCGAGCUAGCGAUGGACGAGAACGGGUGGGACACCUUACAGCAGUUGCGCCGCAGAGGGCCCGUACCGAUGAGGAUUGCGGCUUACUGGCUCAUCACCCCCCGGAAGACAGAGGCCGAGAACCUCGCGCAAGUCGAUCGCGCGAUCGAGCUCAACCGCCAAUUUAACGCCGACACGAGCCCGGACUGCCGCAUCGCCGGUAUCAAAGUCAUCGGCGACGGCAUAGUCGACGGCUGCACCGCCGGGCUCUCGGAACCCUACACGUCGAACGGCAAGUCGGUCGAUCCGGUAUGGUCGCUCGAGGAGCUGGGACCCGUCGUCAAGAAGGCCGACGCCGCGGGGCUGCAAUGCGCGCUGCACGCCAUCGGCGACAAAACCAUACGGGUAGCCAUCGACGCGCUCGAGCACAACGCGACGCCAGGCCGCCGGCACCGCAUCGAGCACCUCGAGCUCGCGUCGCCCGAGGACGCGGCUCGGCUCGGCAAGCUGGGCAUCACCGCGUCGAUCCAGGCGGUGCAUGCCGACCCGGCGAUCUUGCGGGCGUGGCCGUCGCUGCUAGGGCCGUCGCGCUGCGAGCGGGCGUUCGCGUACCGCGAGUUCGCCGACGGCGGCGCCGUACUGGCCCUGGGCUCGGACGCGCCGACGGCACCGCACUCGCCGCUCAAGAACGCGUACACGGCGACGACGCGGCGGUCGGCGCGCGAGCCCGAGCUGCCCGACCGCGUCAACCCGCGCUUCGCGCUCGAGCUGGCGGCAGCCGUCGCGGCAGCCACCGAGGGGUCGGCAUACAGCACCUUCACGGACCGGUGGACGGGCAAGCUCGAGGCCGGGCGGGCAGCGGACUUCGCGGUGGUGGACAUGGAGUGGGACCAGGACAAGCUGCUCGAUGCCAGAGUGGUGCAGACCUGGUUCAAGGGCGAGAAGGUAUUCGACGCCGAGGCCUAAGCUGGCUGGGGUGAACCAGACCGGCACUGACACCGACACUGCCCAAGACGUUGGCGGUGGCUGUGUCGCCUCGGCAUGCGUGCGUCAGUAUGGCGGGUAGGUAGCGGAAGCCGGUUGUCUCGCGCCGGUCACCCCACCAUUCGCCGUCAACCAACUCGCCCUACGCUACCAGCUUGCUGGUUCCAGCCAGCCUCUGGGGCUCCAGUUGUAGUCACGUAC